Triticum turgidum subsp. durum (durum wheat) is the source of this 1587-nucleotide messenger RNA. NCBI's taxonomy places the organism in Eukaryota, Viridiplantae, Streptophyta, Magnoliopsida, Poales, Poaceae. The record is from the annotation of a GenBank genome assembly.
AUGGAGGUCGACACAUCGUCCGCGACGGCCAAGAGCGGCGGGGCGCCGCCGCUGCCGCCGCCCGGCCCGCCCGCCAAGAAGAAGCGUGCUCUCCCCGGCAUGCCAGAUCCCGACGCGGAGGUGAUCGCGCUGUCGCCCAAGACGCUGAUGGCGACCAACCGGUUCGUGUGCGAGAUCUGCAACAAGGGGUUCCAGCGGGACCAGAACCUGCAGCUGCACCGGCGGGGCCACAACCUGCCGUGGAAGCUCCGGCAGCGGAGCGGCAAGGAGGUGCGCAAGCGGGUGUACGUGUGCCCGGAGUCGAGCUGCGUGCACCACGACCCCUCCCGCGCCCUCGGCGACCUCACCGGCAUCAAGAAGCACUUCUGCCGCAAGCACGGCGAGAAGAAGUGGAAGUGCGAAAAGUGCUCCAAGAAGUACGCCGUGCAGUCCGACUGGAAGGCGCACACCAAGACCUGCGGCUCCCGCGAGUACCGCUGCGACUGCGGCACCCUCUUCUCCAGGAGGGACAGCUUCAUCACCCACCGCGCCUUCUGCGACGCGCUGGCAGAGGAGAGCGCCAAGGCGCGCGCGCCGCCGCCGGAGGACGGGAGCUCAGGCGCUGCUGGCCCGCCGGCCCUACCGCCGCCGCAGGCACCACCACCAGCCGCUCCGAUGCCACUGCAACAGCUGCCGCCGGCGCCGGCCCCGGCGCCCGCGCCGCAGCAGCACGUGGAGCAAGAGCGGGAGAUCGGCGCUGCCGCGCCUGAGUCCGUCGUCCAGUACGCGCCGCCGGCGCCGCCGAUGCCGUCCCCGCCCUCAGUCAACGGCGCCAAUGUCAGUGCCAGCACCAGCAGCGUCUCGGCCACGUCGCAGAGCCUCCUCGGCAGCAUGUUCGCGCCGUCUUCCGUGGCCCAGGCGCCGCAGUACCCGGAGCGCGCACUGGCCGCCAAGCCCCCGUCGCUGUGCCUCGCGACCGAUGCUGCGUCCGCCCAGUUCUCGGCCCCUGCGGCUGACCGGCAACAGCAGCAGCAGCUCCCGCCGCCGUCGCCGUCCCCGUCGGCGCACAUGUCGGCCACGGCGCUGCUGCAGAAGGCGGCGCAGAUGGGCGCCACCUCGUCGAGCUCCUCGUUCCUGCGUGGGCUGGGCCUCGACAUCUCGUCGUCCUCGCCGGCGUCGACGUCGUCAGGUCAGCAGCAGCACCACCACCAGCAACACCACCAAGAAGCCAUGCAGAUGCAGUUCCCGGAGGGGUCGCUGCAGCAAUGGCCGCCGCGGUUGGAGCCCGAGCCAGCCCCGAUGAUGUCGGCCGGGCUGGGCCUCGGGCUGCCAUACGACUCGACCGGCGGUCCGAUGGGGUUGCCGGAGCUCAUGAUGGGCCAGUCGUCACUGUUCAGCGCCAAGCCAGCCACGCUGGACUUCCUGGGGCUGGGGAUGAGCCCCACGGGCGCGACCACGAGCAGGGGCCUCCCGGUGUUCAUGCAGCCCAUGGGCGGCGCAGUCGGCAUGGCCCGGAGCGGCAGCGGCGCCGCCGAGACGUUCGGCGCCGGCCGGGGCGCUCAGGCGAAGCCGUGGGAGAGGAACCCGAGCAGCUCACCAAUCCUGUAA